AUGUCAACGUUAUUAUCGAAUCGUACAAUAACCACAUCUAAAAGCGUUCAAAUCAUCUCCAACAAAUCAUCAAAUUUAUUUGUCAAUUUAUUGGAAUCAAGAAUUUUUAGUAGAACUGCUAAAUAUAGAAAAGUAACAAUAGAACUAUUAACCCCCGUUAAAAAUCUUGGCGAGAAAGGUGAAAUUGUAAAAGUCAAACCUGGAUAUAUGAGAAACGAUUUGUAUCCUAGCCGUAAAGCAAAUUAUUUUAUACCAACAGUAGGAAAGAACAAGUCACUUCAAUCAAAAGGCCCUUCACAAAUACAUCAAAUAGCCAAGGGAGGACAAAUCACAUUGGCCAUACUUGGAAGAUCAUAUGCUGAUAAAAAAAAGAAUGCACCAAGAGUGUUACAAUAUUUUGAAGAAAUACAAAAGAAAGUUGCCAUCCUUAAUCAUAUUCCUUCUUUAGAUUUUGAUCGUGAUUUGGAUGGAGAUCUUAACAUUCCUACUAAACUUCAAAAUCCCGUAAAACUUGAAGAUAUUUUAAAUCGCGUUAAAAGUGGUUAUAACAUGAUCUUUAAUUUAGAUGAUAUUGAAUUUCAUGAAAAUAAUUCUGGUGAAAUUCAUCGGACCGGAGAUUAUAAAUGUUUAUUCCAUUUCCGUGAAAUUCAACUUAAAGUUCCCGUAAAAAUUGUUGUAAAACCAUCAAUUGGAUUUCAAGGAACAAAAGAAACUGUCAUCAGAUGA
Funneliformis mosseae is the source of this 726-nucleotide messenger RNA. The record is from the annotation of a GenBank genome assembly. Lineage: Eukaryota; Fungi; Glomeromycota; Glomeromycetes; Glomerales; Glomeraceae.